CUCACAUGCCCAUUGCCCAAUUUGUUUUCAUCAAAAUGGCUUCAUUUUCGUUUUUAUAAAGCCCAAAUCAACCGACUGUCACCUCUUCCUCUCUUUCUCCGAUAUUGCUCCGUUGUUUGCUCUUCCUCACUGUACUUCCAGAUCUCCAAUUCCACCCAGAAAAUGGCGUCAUUCUCUGUUUAUCGGGACUCAUGCCCAUUAGUGAAGAACAUACUGCUUCUCGAUUCGGAAGGGAAGAGGGUAGCUGUUAAGUAUUAUUCGGAUGAAUGGUCUACGAAUGCGGCGAAAUUGGCCUAUGAGAAAUCCGUCUUUACUAAAACUCAGAAGACUAAUGCUAGGACAGAAGCUGAAAUAACUAUGUUUGACAACAACAUCGUCAUCUAUAAGUUCAUCCAGGACCUCCACUUCUUUGUAACUGGAGGUGAUGAUGAAAAUGAACUUAUUCUGGAUGCUGUGCUUCAGGGUUUCUUUGAUGCUGUUACCCUUUUACUGAGGAACAAGGUUGACAAAAGUGAAGCCCUUGAGAAUUUGGAUCUUAUACUUCUAUGCCUCGAUGAGAUAGUUGACAGAGGGAUGAUUCUUGAGACUGAUGGUAAUGUCAUUGCUAAUAAAGUUGCUACCAGUAGCGUUGAUCCUGCUGCACCCUUAUCUGAGCAGACCAUAUCUCAAGCACUGGCUUUGGCUCGCGAACACUUGACAAGAUCUCUUUUGAGCUAAUAAUCUAUACAAUGAAUAUAUUGUCAGCCAUUUACUCUAUCUUGGAUUCUUUGGCGAUCCCCUGCUUCAUGAUGCCAAAUUGUUGCGGUUUUUUUGUUGUCUGGCUGAUAUUCUAGCUGAUAUGAUCAUUUAGCUUUGCUUAGCUCAUUUAAGCACUUUGUUGGAAGAGUUUAUUUUCUUUAGCGAAACCUUUGAAACAUUGAUUUGCUAGCAAGAAGUAUAUUCGUUGAUGUACCAUUUUGUGUAUAACUCGUUCAAUAUAAAAAAUUAUGUCCUGGUUACAUUAAUAACUUUGCA
Messenger RNA from Chenopodium quinoa (quinoa), 1014 nucleotides. RefSeq names its product coatomer subunit zeta-3-like. The transcript has 6 exons. NCBI's taxonomy places the organism in Eukaryota, Viridiplantae, Streptophyta, Magnoliopsida, Caryophyllales, Amaranthaceae. Gene Ontology annotation, biological process: retrograde vesicle-mediated transport, Golgi to endoplasmic reticulum; intra-Golgi vesicle-mediated transport; intracellular protein transport. Gene Ontology annotation, cellular component: COPI vesicle coat. The coding region runs from base 163 to 717 and encodes 184 amino acids. The record is from RefSeq and is a predicted model, not a curated record.